Messenger RNA from Phodopus roborovskii (desert hamster), 975 nucleotides. RefSeq names its product geminin. Gene Ontology annotation, biological process: negative regulation of cell cycle; negative regulation of DNA replication. Bases 142 to 762 code for a protein of 206 amino acids. The transcript is spliced from 7 exons. The record is from RefSeq and is a predicted model, not a curated record. Gene Ontology annotation, cellular component: nucleus. NCBI's taxonomy places the organism in Eukaryota, Metazoa, Chordata, Mammalia, Rodentia, Cricetidae.
UCAUCUACGUCAGCUAGCCCGGUCGGCGGGUCAGUCCGCAGGUUCGGUUCGUUCCGGCGCCGUUGGAUCCAGCGUGCUGCCCGGAGUUCGUCCCGCUCUUAGGUCGCUGGGCUGGGGACGGAGGCCCGUAGUUUCUGAGAAAUGAAUUCCAGUAUGAAGCAGAAACAGGAAGGAGCUGGAGAGAGUGUAAAGAACAGUCCUGUCCCAAGGAGAACACUGAAAAUGAUUCAGCCUUCUGCAGCUGGAUCUCUUGUUGGCAGAGAAAAUGAGUCGCCAAAAGGCUUGUCCAAAAGGAAGCAUUGGAAUGACCAGUUAACAUCUAAGACUUCAAACUCUGGUCCAGAAGCCAGUGAAAAUAAAGAUGUUGGAGAUGUCACCCAGGAAGCAUUUGAUCUUAUGAUUAAAGAAAACCCAUCUUCCCAGUAUUGGAAAGAAGUGGCAGAAAAACGAAGGAAAGCUCUCUAUGAAGCACUUAAAGAAAACGAGAAACUUCAUAAAGAAAUUGAACAGAAGGACAGUGAAAUUGCCCGCCUAAGAAAGGAGAAUAAAGAGUUGGCAGAAGUAGCAGAACACGUACAGUACAUGGCAGAGGUAAUUGAGAGGCUGAGUCAUGAACCUCUGGAUAGCUUUGAAUCACCGGAUAGUCAGGAAUUCGAUUCUGAAUUGGAAACUGUUGAGGAUUCUGAAGUGGAAGACUCAGAAACUGGCACAUGUGCUGAAGAGAUUGUGUCUUCCUCCACCGAUGCCAAACCUUGUACAUGAAGUGUGAGUUACACUGCCAGCUUUGCCCUGCGGUAUAACUCCUGGUAAAUUAACUACAAGAUGCAAGUACUGGAAUCCAGGUUUGAAUCCUGGGGGCUAUUACCACAUUAAAAUACACAUAAUAUGUAUUUUUAAUCUGUUUUAUGUAAAUAGCAUUUUCAUUUUCUCAGAUGUGACUUGUGUAAAUUAAAUAAACUUCAAUUUCCUAUUGAA